UUGGAGUUCCUCUGUUCUUUUUCUUUUUGAAUGUGGAUGCUCUUGUCCUCUUUUCUUUUUCCGGCUCCCUUUCAGUUUGAUUUGGGGAGAUGGGCUCAUGGAACGAGGCUUGAGGCUCGUUCCCUUUUCGGGUUGAUGUCCUUCUGAUGAUCUUUGGUUUCUUCUGGGGGCUUUCACUGCUGUACUUCACCUUUUUUCGCUCGUUUCGCUUUCCACGUUCCGUCGCUGAUUCAGAGCUGAGGGGCAGAGAGAUUGAUAAGUCUCUCUGCAUGCAUGAAUUCAGGAGUUGGGCAUUCAAUCAGUCUUCCUCAAAAAAAGCCUGAGCCAGCUUCCGUAAGAUCACCCGUCUUCUCAUCCCUUUCCCACAUUCUUUUCUAUAUAAUCCAGCCGUUUGCUUAGCCACUCUGCUCCCUCUUUCUCUCUCUCUCUCUCUCUCUCUCUCUCGCUGACCAUACUGAGUGUGUAAAACAAUGGGGAGGAUUCAAGAAUGGCUAUUUUGCCCCAGGAGUGGGCAAACAAUGGCCUUUUUGCUCUUGCUCUUUCUGUGGGGCUCAAGCCAAGUCACCUAUGUGGCUCCAGGUAGAGUCAUCUCCUCCAAGCUUCCGCAGAGAGGAGAGGACGAACAAGAGAAGGUGAUGUUGACGAAGAGCAUGAGGUCGCUGAUAGGGUCGAGGCCGCCGUUGUGCGAGAGGAAGUGCAGCUCCUGCGGGCACUGCGAGGCCGUGCAAGUCCCUUUUGUUCCCCAGCAAGUUCACGGCCCGAGAAGAGUCAGGAGUGCUCGUAGCCAUGUCGCUUCUGCAUCCACAAGGGUCGCAGCUGCUUACUAUGGGAGAGGCGAUGACAUCUCCAACUACAAGCCCAUGACCUGGAAGUGCAAAUGUGGAGACACGCUUUUCAACCCUUGAUCUG
Messenger RNA from Rhodamnia argentea, 909 nucleotides. RefSeq names its product EPIDERMAL PATTERNING FACTOR-like protein 2. The record is from RefSeq and is a predicted model, not a curated record. Gene Ontology annotation, biological process: guard cell differentiation; stomatal complex development. Bases 471 to 905 code for a protein of 144 amino acids. NCBI's taxonomy places the organism in Eukaryota, Viridiplantae, Streptophyta, Magnoliopsida, Myrtales, Myrtaceae. The transcript is spliced from 2 exons.